AUGAAUAGUGAUCACAUGUCCUCUCAAUGUUUUGAAGGUAACGACAAAUGCGAACAAAAGUCGAAAUCAACGCUAAAUAAGUUGAGGAAAAGAUUGAGUUUAAGACUCGACAAGUUAUCGCUAUCGAGAGAACAAUUGCCUGAACUUCACAACGAGAAUGGAAAUGUGGAGAUCACCAGAAUCUCAAUGAAUGGCAAUUAUUUAAGCAAUGAUACGACCAGUGCUUCAAAUUCUCGAUUUAGUCGAUUAAACGAUGAAAAGCAUUCAAAUAGUGAACCAAAUGAGAAUGCCAAACACGACAUGACAUGCAAGCAAAAUGUGUGCGAAAGUGAAUCUCUGUGUCCACCGCCACCCCCUCCGCGGACCACUUCAUGCAAAUCUAGUGAUUCUCAUUCCGACCAAAACUUAUUCGACAAUUCAGUUGUUUGUGAUAUGAAAGCGAAGAAACAGAUGGAAACCAUCGAAGAGAGAAAGCAUUGCAAUUCAGAAUCGGCUGAAGUGAAAGCUCCGAAGCAAUUAGGAGAAGGCUCUUAUGCCACCGUUUAUAAGGGUUACAGC
This is a messenger RNA of Medioppia subpectinata, 558 nucleotides long. The record is from the annotation of a GenBank genome assembly. NCBI's taxonomy places the organism in Eukaryota, Metazoa, Arthropoda, Arachnida, Sarcoptiformes, Oppiidae.